Molecule: messenger RNA, 513 nt
Organism: Candidula unifasciata
Lineage: Eukaryota; Metazoa; Mollusca; Gastropoda; Stylommatophora; Geomitridae
Source: the annotation of a GenBank genome assembly
AUGGCGGCGUUUGUUAGGUCGCUCUCUCUGCAAGGUCAGAGAUUGCGGGUGCUUUCUCGAGCGACCUCGCUGAGACCUCUGAUGGUACCUCUUCUGCCACAUAGGGUCCUGAUUUCCACGUCAAAAAAGAAUAAGGAUGUUGGAGCGGUAGUUGAGCCUAUGGAAAAAUCUGCAGAAUUAAAACGGUUGACGGAGCAUUUUGGUGAUAUCGACAAAAACAAAGAAGAGAACUGGACAUCAUAUGGAUAUGCACCUGGCGACCGUGACACAGAUUGGUUUCAGCAUCAUUUGAUGAUGUUUUUGGUAAUUACAGUAGCCUUCUGUGGAUGCCUUUUUGUUGGUGCAUACAUGCCUGACUACAUGUUGCAUGACUGGGCCCAAAGAGAGGCUUUUCUGGAACUUGAACGUAGAGAGAGACUAGGAUUACCUCUUGUUGACCCAGAGUAUGCCAAGAUUGAUCCGAGUGAUCUGCCAUCAGAUGAGGAGCUUGGGGAUGCAGAGAUCAUUAUAUAA